Phragmites australis (common reed) is the source of this 1814-nucleotide messenger RNA. Its product is annotated as SKP1-like protein 21. Gene Ontology annotation, molecular function: cullin family protein binding. Gene Ontology annotation, cellular component: nucleus; cytoplasm. Gene Ontology annotation, biological process: SCF-dependent proteasomal ubiquitin-dependent protein catabolic process. The record is from RefSeq and is a predicted model, not a curated record. The transcript has 9 exons. NCBI's taxonomy places the organism in Eukaryota, Viridiplantae, Streptophyta, Magnoliopsida, Poales, Poaceae. Bases 486 to 1478 code for a protein of 330 amino acids.
CAUGUCAUGCCAUUUCCGACUCGCCGAGCCUAUCCCUUCCUCGCCGCCGGGGUCCCUGUCCCCUCCUCCCUCGCCGCCGCCGCCGCUUCGUCUCCUUGGAGAGUCUUGGCCCCUUUCCUUCGCGCCCGCCCGCCCGCCGGAGGCGCGCCCCGCGGCCAAUCGCUCCCUGCGUCCGCGUGCGCACGGGUUUCGCAGGCUUCUCGGAUCGGUUUAUCAAUAAAGUGAUUACAUCGAACCAUUUGGUUGAAGCCAAAGUUUACUCCGCAGAUAUCUGUACUGUUUGAUCUAAAGGCAAAUAAAGUCAUUCUCCAAUUUGAAGGGGAAUCAAGGAAUGCCCUGGUUUGUUCUACAGGAUCAAGUUUUCUCAGUUGGUUGCUGGACAUUGGAGUGCUUGGGGUGUUGGUAUACCUAUAAAGGAAUUUCUUGUAAAUUUUCCUCUGUAUUUAACAAGAUUAUCACCAUUAUUGAUCUUGUGUUGGGCAAUCAUGUCAGGGAGCGAGUUAGCAGUAAUAAAACCAGAGGCAUUGAAAACUUAUAUCUGGCUUCAAUGCUCUGAUGGUUCUAUACAACAAGUGGAGGAGGAGGUUGCGAUGUUCUGCCCUAUGAUAUGUCGAGAAAUAGUGAAAAAUGGCACAGGUUCAUCAAAAAAUCAUGCUAUUGUUCUCCCGGAAAGAGUUAAUCCGGCAAGUUUGAGUUUGAUUCUCGACUAUUGUCGGUUUCAUCAGGUCCUUGGGCGCUCAAACAAGGAGCGGAAGUCAUUCGAUGAAAAGUUUGUCAGGAUAGACUAUGAAAGACUCUGCAAGUUGGCUUCUGCAGCUCUCAGUCUACAGUUAAGGCCACUGGUCGAUCUUACUUGUGGAGCGCUUGCUCGAAUCAUUGGAGGAAAGACACCUGAAGAAGUUCGUGAUAUUUUUCAUUUACCAGAUGACUUAACAGAGGAAGAGAAAUUGGAGCCCCUAGAAAAUAUAAAUGAUGAUCCUACGAUUCGCUUAUUGAACCGGUUGUAUGCAAAGAAGCGGAAAGAACUCCAGGAGCGCCAGAGACGAAAGGAUGUUCAAGUACAAGAAGAACAAAAAGAUGAGAGAUCUUUGGAUGAGAUACUUUGUUUUAUAAAUGGGGAUGGAGAUUCUGGAGGUGGAAAAGCUGCGAAGAAUAAGAAAAAGAAUAAAAGAAGGAAAGAUCAUGCUAAGAAUCCUGCAAAAGCUAAUCCCGGACCUGUAAAUGAGGAGGGAGCUGCCUCUGUGGUUCCAUGCAAAGCGGAUAGUGGUAAUAUUUCUAGACUUCCUUGCCAAAGUCCAAAUGUGCAAGAUGAUAUUGAGUUCCCUUUCGAAGAUGAUGACUUCGAUGAUGGACUUGAUCCUGCAAUGAAGGAAGAGCUUGAUAGAGAAGUGGAGGACUUCGCGAGGAGGUUAAAUUCAGUUUGGCCUGAAAGAAUGCAUUUGGACCAGCAAAGAAGAAUCGGGUCACAUUUGUGGUAAUGGUUCUCUACAUAGAUUCUCUGGCAAGGUUUUUGGAAAAUUCGGCAUAGAAUGUGCUUGGUGAGGUUUUUGCUAUUAGGGUAGUCGAAAGCCAUAGGCAGGGAGGAAUUUUAUUCGAGAGAAUACAGGACAACAUGGCAAUCAGAAAUAGUUGUCCAGAGAUUUGCAUGUACCCUGCUCUUCAAAGACACUUGGUGUCCAACGAUAUAUUACAAAAAAUAUAAGUGACUUGUAAGUGUAGAACCAAAAUCUCCGAACCUAUGUAUGUUCAUUAAUUUAGAUGGGAAAUAUGUAUUGAUGAAUAAUGAAAAGUUAUAAUGUUGUAGAUUGCUCCAA